ACAAAUUCAGAAGGCCUCAGCCAUGGAGCGCGUUCAGGUCACGCCGCGGAGUUACCCCACAAACCUCAUCAACAAAGACUGGGCGAACCGCAAACACUUGUACAGGAAAGACUCCGAUCAUUUCCUGAGCUUGGUGCACGAUAUGCAGCUCAGGGAGGAUGAUGUGUGGGUAGUAACUCUGCCAAAAUGUGGAACCACUUGGAUGCAGGAGCUAGCGUGGCUGCUGCUCAACGACUGCGAUUUUGCCGGGGCAUUGGCCAAGGAUCAAGAGCUAAGGAGUCCAUAUCUGGAGUUCGGAUUCUCCAUCCAUGGGGAUGUGCAAAGAUCUUUCGGGCCCAUCGAGGAGCUGAAAUCUCCGCGACUGAUCAAAUCGCAUCUUCCCCUGGCUCUACUGCCCUCAAAACUUUGGGAGGGACGGCACAAAGUGAUCUAUGUGUUCCGGACUCCCCUAGAUCACUGGGUAUCUCGCUACUACCACGGGGUGACAUUCGGUUUCAAUUUUGGGAAAACUUUACACCAGUACUUUGAUGAGGUCAUAGCCGACGAUGAUUUUGCAACGGAGAUCAUUGAACACGCUCACGAAUUCUACCAGCUGAGAGACGAGCCCUGGGUCUUCUAUACUAGUUUUGAGAGAAUGAAGAAAGAUCUGCGCGGAGUGAUCAAUGAUGUCUCUAGGUUUUUGAACAGGCCCGUUGACGAACAACAAAUGCAGAAACUCCUCAAGCACUUGUCUUUCGAGGAGAUGAAGAAGAAUCCAACAACGAAUCAUCGGUGGGAGUUGGCUCAAGUUAAGCACGAAAAUGCCCGCAAGGAGCAGCACCCAUUUGUGCGUCGUGGAGAUGUCAAUGGCUACAAGGAUGAACUGACUCCCGAACAAAUUGAGAGGGCCAACAUCUGUUUACAAAGGGUUCUCGAGAAGAACUCUGUGACGAUGCAGGAACUGCUGCUCCAAAGUGAUCCCUAAGAUAAAGAUGAGAUUAGAAGUGCAACGCUCUUUGGGAAGCUCUUCUAACUUGUGUAGAUUAAUGUUUAUGAACAAGUCAAAAAAAGUGCUUUGAAAAUAAUGCGUGUACGUGUUGAUGAUGAAUAAAUAACACUAAGAAUAGAAA
This is a messenger RNA of Drosophila biarmipes, 1109 nucleotides long. RefSeq names its product sulfotransferase 1E1-like. The record is from RefSeq and is a predicted model, not a curated record. The coding region runs from base 23 to 964 and encodes 313 amino acids. Gene Ontology annotation, biological process: sulfation. Gene Ontology annotation, cellular component: cytoplasm. The transcript is spliced from 4 exons. NCBI's taxonomy places the organism in Eukaryota, Metazoa, Arthropoda, Insecta, Diptera, Drosophilidae. Gene Ontology annotation, molecular function: sulfotransferase activity.